AUGUAUCAUGGACAAACUCUGAAUAAUAAACCAAAUGGAGAAGGGAGUUUUAGAUGGAGUAAUGGUGAAUAAUAUAUUGGUUAAUGGUCAAAUGCUUAAAAACAUGGAUUUGGAAAAUGGAUUGGAAUAUAAGAUGAUUAUUAUAUUGGUUAAUGGGUAAAUGGAUAAUAGGAUGGAUUAGGAGAACAUAAAUGGAAUGGAGAUAUUUAUUUUGGUUAAUGGAAAAACUCAGUUAAAAAUGGAUAUGGUGUAGAACAAUUUCAAAACGGUGAUAAAUAUAUUGGGAAUUAUUUUUAUGGAAAACCAUAAGGAUAAGGUGAAUAUAGAUGGAAUGAUGGCUCUACUUAUUCAGGAUAAUUCUUAGAAGGAUUCAGACAUGGAUAUGGAAGAUAUGUAAAUAAAAAUGGUAUCAUUUAUGAAGUAAUAAUUUUAUUCUUAGUUAGGGAGAAUAUUUAAAUGAUUUAAAACAUGGAACUGGGAAAUUAACCUAUAAAGAUGGAAGCUAUUAUUAUGGAUCUUUUAUUAAUGAUUAAAGAGAUGGUUAAGGAGUAUCCAACUAAUCUAAUAAUCAAACUGUUGAACCAGAUUAAAAAUAAUAUUCAUCAAUUACUUAUCCUUCUAAAUCUAAACAAGAAUCUAACAUUGACACCUCUUAACAUUGCCAUACUAAUUCGUAUUAAACUUAUCUAAAUUCUUAUCAACAACCAAAUUCAUCAUUUCGUAAAAAUUAAUUAUAAAAAUUUGAAUUACCUAAACUAUCUAAAUAAAAUAGCAAAGCUCCAAGCUCAUCUACACGAACUUAUUCUAUGAACUAAAAAAGAGCAUCUUAAAUAUAAGAAGGUAAAUAAAAUUAAAAAUCUGCUUCCAUUGAUUUGAAAGACAUUUACAUUGGAGAUGCUUAUAAAACUAUUAAAAAGUAAUAAGCAGCUAGCAAAAAUAAUAAUAAUUUAUUUUUAGUCAAUAAUAAUAAAAUGUCUAUUAAGAAUGUAUUUGUAUAUUGA
Molecule: messenger RNA, 1001 nt
Organism: Paramecium sonneborni
Lineage: Eukaryota; Ciliophora; Oligohymenophorea; Peniculida; Parameciidae
Source: the annotation of a GenBank genome assembly